AUGUCUUCGAAAGAUGAGGAGGACGCUGAGCCCGAAAGUUUGGAAGAGGCAGGCAUUUUGGAAGCCGACGUUGGGGCUAGAUUCGAUCAACAGCUGGCCAAUAUCGACCCAAAGCUAAAAAUUGACAUGGACCCGAUGGCACACCGUGAUCUUCGCCCAGAAAUGAUGUUCAUCAGAGAGGAGUUACGACAAGCUAAAGGACAAACGUUAGCGGUUCGUCGCACCGCGUUGAAGAAAUUGCUCUUGAAGGAUUUCUUGCAAGAAGAAUGCGAGCUGAGAAACAUCGGCCUGUCUUACACACCGCCUGAUCCUUAA
This is a messenger RNA of Leptosia nina, 315 nucleotides long. The record is from the annotation of a GenBank genome assembly. NCBI's taxonomy places the organism in Eukaryota, Metazoa, Arthropoda, Insecta, Lepidoptera, Pieridae.